Fundulus heteroclitus (mummichog) is the source of this 1968-nucleotide messenger RNA. Its product is annotated as cingulin-like protein 1. Lineage: Eukaryota; Metazoa; Chordata; Actinopteri; Cyprinodontiformes; Fundulidae. The transcript has 2 exons. The record is from RefSeq and is a predicted model, not a curated record. The coding region runs from base 171 to 1901 and encodes 576 amino acids.
GAGAAUAGCUGCCGUCGGAAAGAAACGCUGAAAUUUAUCAGCUCCUCCUUCAACGACAGCAAAUCAGGUGAGUUAAGUUCUGCACACUUUAGAAGAUUUUCCUCUUCUGAAGAGUGAGCCGAAAACGAACCUUUAUUUACUUUCUAAACCAAUCAGGUGGAAGCGCCAACAUGUGGACCAGAUCUAAAGCAGAGAAUAGCAGGAAAGUUACAUUUGGUCUGGUAACAGCAAAGACUCCUGGAAAUCAGUCUUCUGCUGAGCUUGUCAAAGACCCUGACCAGCAGCAAAGCGCUCCAAGCGUUCCCGUCAGACGCUCUUGGAGUGAAGUUUGUGCUUCAAAGCCUGCGGUGACCCCCCCGCAGCCUGCCUCGGCCCCUGAUCAGAGGCCAGCGUCUCCCCCAAAGCCUGGAGACGCAAGAAAACAUCCAAUUUUAAAGCUUCUUCAAAGGGAGACAGCCGUUGAAGAAAACACCAGAGCUGUUGUCAUGAUGUCAGAGGUGGAGUUUCAUGCCGCCUUAGGCUCCAAAGACCAGAAGAUCUCAGCUCUUCAACAAGAAAACGCUGCAUUAUCAGAAAACUUGAAGAGUCUCGCCUCUGAGCUUCGUAAAAUGGAGGAAGUGCACCAACAUGAGGACGACCGGGAGAAAAAGGCUUUAAGAGACGAAGUGAUGAGGUUGACUCAGAUUGUAGAAAAGCAGCAAACUGAGCAUGAAGACGACGUUGCUGUUCUGUAUGAUGAGCGGAUUAAGACAAACAAAGACCGUCGAGAUGCCAUCAGAAGGGCCGAUCAGCUGAAAGUAUCUCUGAUCGCAGAAAAGAACAAAACAAGAGAGCUUGAGAUCUGUUCGGCCAAGCAGAUGGAGGAAAUCUCUAAAUUACAAGCUGCUCUGGUCAAAGUGGAGAGCAAUUUGGAGGAACAAAGACGGCAGUGGGAGCAGGAAAAACUCCGUCUUCUGACCAAUCACCAAGAAACAUCUGAGGUGGAACAGCUUAAAUAUCAGCUGCAGGAGCAGACAGUUAAGCAUGAAGAUCAGGUUGCUGCUCUGUAUAACCAGCUGAUCAGGAAGAACAAGGAGAGUCAAGAUGCCAUCAAAAGGGCCGAACAGUUGAAGGAAGACCUGACUGAAGAGAAAAAGAGAGCAAAAGAGGCCGAGGACUGCUUAGCCCAGCAAAAAGAGGAGACAUCUAACCUCCAGGCUGCUCUGGUCCUGAUGGAGAGAACUUUGGAGGACCAGCGGCGGCAGUGGGAGCAGGAAAAAUCCCAUCUUCUGACCAAAGAACAAGAAAGAGAUGAGCUGGAGCAGCUGGUGAAGCAGUUAGAGUCACAGAAAGCUGAGGCAGAACAGGAGAUAGCUGCUCUGUGUUUGGAGCAGCAGAAAAACAACCAAAGUCAUCAAGAUGCUGCAAGAAAAGUCGUUCAACUGGAAAUUGCUCUGGUUGCUGAGAAGAUCAGAACAAAGGAGGCUGAGAGCUGCUUGGCUGAGCAAGUGAAGGAAAGCUGUGAUAUAAAGGCUGCUUUGGUCAAGAUGGAGCAAGACGUGGAGAAGCAAAGACGGCUCUGGGCCCAGGAAAAGUCCAGUCUUCUGACAGAGCAGCAGAAAGCUGUUAGAAAUGUGGAAGCAGCUAGGAAAGACGUUCUGGAGGUUCUGCAUGAUGAAAGGCAGGAGUGGCAAACAGAGAAGUCCUGCCUUCUAGAGAUGGUUGCAACAACAAAGGAGCUUCUGACAGAGGCGGAGGUGAAGAGAAAAACUUCAACACUGAACCUGAUAGAGAAACUGAAAAACCUGCAAAAGGAGAUGGACAAAUUACAAGAAAGCAAAGCCAAAAAGAAAUCUUUCAGGAGAAAAAUCACCAAGUUCUUUAAAAUGUCUAAAAAGGCUCCAUCUCAGUCUGAAAACUGAUCACUGCUGAACCUCAUGAAAGCUCCUCCUACCAAACCAUCAACCUGACUAAAAUACUUUCUAGCUU